AUGGCCCCGACCCACAGACUGCUCUUCGGUCAGAACGCCGCAUUGCUGAAAGAAUACAUGUCCCAACCUCCCCAGUUGCGAGACAUGGCAUUGCUCAAGGAAGCACGAACAAACAUGUCUGGCAUUGAAGAACGUUCGUUUAGCCUGAUCCAGGAGUACCACCACAACAACGGCGCCGGAAAUAUCGCGGUGAUGAUGCCUGAAGUGACUUGUAAGCCAACGUGCGAGAGCAAAUCCUACAAGGACUACCGUUUUUACCCCCGUUCGGCUGUCGGCAUGGAGCUCUUCCUUGAGAGCGCCUCGUUGGCCAUCAUCUGGAACUUUCGUUCUGCGUUGGAAGCUCAAGGACCCGUCUUGCAGAGCGCAUAUGACAAAAAGAAAGCUACCGCCGAAAUCCAGAAGCACGAGUUGGGCGUGUCAAUCCCCCGAGAAAAGACCCCUAAAUUGCAGAUCAGGGCAUUGAAGAACCACGUUGUACUCUCGCCCGCCCGUCACCACCGAACCUGA
Molecule: messenger RNA, 507 nt
Organism: Linnemannia hyalina
Lineage: Eukaryota; Fungi; Mortierellomycota; Mortierellomycetes; Mortierellales; Mortierellaceae
Source: the annotation of a GenBank genome assembly